AUGGAUAGUAUGUAUGAUGCCGUCUUCCCAGCUUUAGCAGGCCAGCUGGGGGCAGGCCGGCAGAGGGCAAAUGAUGACUUUGCGUCCGUGCUGGUGCAGGUGCUGGGGGUGAAGGAGAGCGCUGAUCUGCAGGAAGGGUUUGGGUUCUUUGUGCAGCAUGUGCUGUCAGGCGGGCUGGAGAAGGCGCAUGCGGCAGAAGGCAGUGCAGAGCAGAAGGGGAUUCCUGGAGGGGGGCUGGACCUGAUGGCUGCGAACAUGGAAAAGGUCAAAGGGGUCGCUAGCAGGUGCGGGAGGAUUGGGAAGGGUGGGCAGUGGAGGGAGCAUCUGAAGGGGCGUGUGUGGGAGAGGUAUGUGGAUGGCAUGGCUUGGAUUCUGGAGCAUGGAGGUGGGGAAGGGAGGGAGUUCAGGUGCAGCCACUGCAGUGAGGGGGGUAGCAGCAGCAGCAGCAGCAGCAGCAGCAGCAGCAGCAGCAUCAAUCUAGCAGGCAGGGAUAUUCCCAAGGGCAUGUAUGUGAGUGGCGUGGGUGCGACUGAUUUCGCUAUUGCAGUCGCCUCUGUGUUCUCCAGGCCAGAGCACCGCAAGCUGGGAGCGACGUUCUUCACCGCGUCUCAGAGCGCAUCCAGCAGCAAUGUGCAUGAUGCAGCCAUUGAGGAGGCCAGGGGGAGGCUGAGAAAGCAGAAACUGACAAGUGGGAAGCAAGGGAUGAACGAGGGAGGGAAAUCAGGCAGCGGAGUGGAAGCAUCAGCAGCUGCACCGGCAAAUGGAAGACCAGCUCCCAGUGCUGCUGCGCUCUCAUCCAGAGCUGGAUCUGCUGUUGACAGCAGCGAUUCUGCUGGUAUCAGUACAAGCAGAAGCAUCAGCAGCAGUGGGAUGCUCAGUCAUUGCCUCGUGCCUGUCAACACAGACCCUGAUCUUGGGCUGCUCACAUAUCGGGUUGCUCGCAUCUUGCAGUGGCUUCGGAUCUACGGCUCAGAUUUCAUCUCCGCCAAUAGCUGCUUCAAGGACAGCCCACAAGGCAAGGUCCUGCCCAUGCGCCACCCGCUUCGGGAUCUUCCGGACCUGCUGGUUAGGUUCGGCGCUGUUCCCCCGCUGCUGGACGGACGCAGCCGACUUGCUGAGUGGGUAGACUGGUCUGAGGGGAACGAAACAGCUAUGAAGUUUCCUGACGACUCCGGUGCCAGAUGUUUCGGGCUGGGCCGGAUGAAUGGCAGUCUGGAUCACAAGAACAGAGGCCAUGUGGCAACGCAGCAGCAGGGGAAGUUCUCGAAAUCUCCCACUGAAGAAGUGCCGUCGCUUCAAAACAAGACCCGUCCCAUUGUCCGCUGUAAGGCAGAUGCGGAGUUUAUAGUGGACUUCGUCAGUUUGUUCGUGGGGCCACCAUUGUGCACCCAGUGCAAAAGGUGCAUCACCAGGUACAUAUCUCGAGUUCCCAUCGUCGCUCUCAUCGCCAACUUCGCCUAUUGCCCCGCCACAGUCCUUCUCGACCACUUCGUCUCCGUCUUCCCGCCGCACACUGAGCUGUUCCGUGACCUUCUCACCCGCCUGGGGCUGAAUGCUCCCCUUGGCAUGCGGAGCAGCAUGCAUGCGCUACGGGAGCGGGUGGAGCAGGUGCCAAUCGCCUUCUUGCUCAACCUGGCGCUUCUCUGCCCCACACCUCUCCUGCAGCCGAGUGAAGGGGGGCACGAUACAAAGCCCGGCCUGGGAAUCUCUGGUGCGAAAGAAAAGGCUGGCGGGAGGAGUGCAGGGAGUAGGGACUGUGCGGUGGGCAGGGAGGGCAGCGGGAUUGGGGAGGGUGGGGAUGGUAAAGUUGAUAGUGGGUUUGUGUGGGAGGAGGUACAUUCCUGGUUAAUGGUGGCAAUGCUGCCGUCUGCUGAUAUGAAGGGGGCCGGGGCCGCCUGCAGCGGAACCCAGGGAAGGGAGGAGGAUGUGAGUGCGAGCUUGGAAGCAGUGGGAAAGAUGUAUAAGCGCUCUCUGCUGCCCAGGUUCCGUGAAGACAUGCAGCAUGGGGGUGGAACUUUCAGUUCAUGUGGCGGCAGCAGCAGCAGCAGCAGCCAUAGCAAGCGGAAGGCCAAGGAGGAGGAGGAGGCGGCUCAUCUGAAGGCAUGGCCGGGGGGAGUCAAUCUGGUGGCAUGUCUGCGAGAGAUGCUGCUGGGGGAAGUGUGCUACCGCCCUGCCUCCGCUGCUGCCCCUACCACCCCUGCUGCUCCAAUUACUGCUGCUGCACCGAACAAUGCAGCCCCGUCCGUAUCAGUAACAGGAGGCCCUGGUCUUGUUGCUAGUAGGGGGCGUGUAUGCGGUGCUGGAGGGUGUGGGAAGGUGGAGGGUGGUGGUGUGAAGCUGAGGAGCUGCAGUGGGUGUGGCAAGGUGGCGUAUUGCAGCAGAGAGUGCCAAAAGGCGCACUGGCCCUCCUACAAGCUCACAUGCCCCGGCAGGACCAGCGGCAAAAAGAGUGGGACGAACCGUGGCAAGGCCUGA
This is a messenger RNA of Closterium sp. Naga37s-1, 2475 nucleotides long. NCBI's taxonomy places the organism in Eukaryota, Viridiplantae, Streptophyta, Zygnematophyceae, Desmidiales, Closteriaceae. The record is from the annotation of a GenBank genome assembly.